CCCCCGGUGGCCCUUGAGAGCCGGACCUCGUCCGGCGCGGCUGGGACCAUGGUGUUUCUUUCUGGAAAUGCCUCCGACAGCUCCAACUGCACCCACCCGCCGGCACCAGUGAACAUUUCCAAGGCCAUUCUGCUCGGGGUGAUCUUGGGGGGCCUCAUCAUCUUCGGAGUACUGGGGAACAUCCUAGUGAUCCUCUCCGUGGCCUGUCACCGCCAUCUGCACUCGGUCACUCACUACUACAUCGUCAACCUGGCGGUGGCCGACCUUCUGCUUACCUCCACGGUGCUGCCCUUCUCCGCUAUCUUCGAGAUCCUAGGCUACUGGGCCUUUGGCAGGGUCUUCUGCAACAUCUGGGCGGCGGUGGACGUCCUGUGCUGCACCGCGUCCAUCAUGGGACUCUGCAUCAUCUCCAUUGACCGCUACAUCGGCGUGAGCUACCCGCUGCGCUACCCCACCAUCGUCACCCAGAAGAGAGGUCUCAUGGCUCUGCUCUGCGUCUGGGCGCUCUCCCUCGUCAUCUCCAUCGGGCCUCUGUUUGGCUGGAGGCAGCCGGCCCCCGAGGACGAGACCAUCUGCCAGAUCACCGAGGAGCCGGGCUACGUGCUCUUCUCGGCGCUGGGCUCUUUCUACGUGCCGCUGGCCAUUAUCCUGGUCAUGUACUGCCGGGUCUACGUGGUGGCUAAGAGGGAGAGCCGGGGCCUCCAGUCCGGCCUCAAGACUGACAAGUCGGACUCGGAGCAGGUGACGCUCCGCAUUCAUCGGAAAAAUGCCCCGGUAGGAGGCAGCGGGGUCAGCGCCAAGAACAAGACGCAUUUCUCUGUGAGGCUCCUCAAGUUUUCCCGGGAGAAGAAAGCGGCCAAAACGCUGGGCAUCGUGGUCGGCUGCUUCGUCCUCUGCUGGCUCCCGUUUUUCUUGGUGAUGCCCAUUGGGUCUUUCUUCCCUGAUUUCAAGCCCUCAGAAACAGUUUUUAAAAUAGCUUUUUGGCUCGGAUAUCUAAACAGCUGCAUCAACCCCAUUAUAUACCCAUGCUCCAGUCAAGAGUUUAAAAAGGCCUUUCAGAAUGUCUUGAGAAUCCAGUGUCUCCGCAGAAAGCAGUCUUCCAAACAUGCCCUGGGCUAUGCCCUGCACCCACCCAGCCAUGCCCUGGAGGGGCAGCACAAGGACCUGGUGCGGAUUCCAGUGGGAUCCGGAGAGACCUUCUAUAAGAUCUCCAAGACGGAUGGGGUCUGUGAAUGGAAAUUUUUCUCUUCUCUGCCCCGUGGAUCUGCCAGGAUUACAGUGCACAAAGACCAAUCAGCCUGCACCACAGCCCGGGACUUUUAACCACGAAAACCACCUGCACACAGCGCCGGUCAAGCCCGGUUGGAACACUGUUGGUGCCUGCCCCUUGUCUACAAACUGUGCCGUGGAGCAGGGCUGAGCCUAGACUGCUGUGGGGUCCACCAUCUUCAAAAAGCAACGGCAGCAAUGGCCUCCGGGCCCUCCAAAGUCCCUGCAAGAUGAGUGAGUGGAGAUGACUGUUGUGGGGCUCGGCUGGCAAAAGCAAGUUAGGAUUUCAGCAGUGGACACCCGGCCUCUGGCCGAUGCUCCCAUCAGCGUUAACUCAUUCAUGCUCCCCACGAC
Ceratotherium simum simum (southern white rhinoceros) is the source of this 1623-nucleotide messenger RNA. NCBI's taxonomy places the organism in Eukaryota, Metazoa, Chordata, Mammalia, Perissodactyla, Rhinocerotidae. The record is from RefSeq and is a predicted model, not a curated record.